Messenger RNA from Myotis lucifugus (little brown bat), 4715 nucleotides. It is a transcript of the gene HELB, whose product is annotated as DNA helicase B. The transcript is spliced from 13 exons. Bases 56 to 3529 code for a protein of 1157 amino acids. NCBI's taxonomy places the organism in Eukaryota, Metazoa, Chordata, Mammalia, Chiroptera, Vespertilionidae. The record is from RefSeq and is a predicted model, not a curated record.
CCGGGUGCCCAGGCCGGGUUUUCCCGGGUUGGGUUGAGUUUCGGAGAGUUGAGUUAUGGCCUCUAGGAAUCAGCAAUUGCGCGAACUGCAGGGACAGCUGCUCCCGUCCAAGGCCCUGGUGGAGGGGAACGAGGACUGCCUGGAGGAGGAGGACGAUGACUGCCUGGUGGAGGAGGAGGACGAGCCGGUGUUUGUGGACGCCGAGGAGCUCUGCAGCGGGGGCCUCAGGGCCGGCAGCCUCCCCGGGUGCCUCCGCGUUGUAAUUUCUGAUGAAAACACUCGGGAGAAGUAUGAAGUGUCUGGACAUUUUCCAUUAACGGGUCCUUGGUGGCGAGUGAAGGUACAAGUAAAGCCUGCAGGAUCAAGGAACUAUCAAGUUCAAGGAUUUCCAUCGUACUUUUUACAGUCUGAUAUGUCACCACCGAAUCAAGAAAAUAUCUGUUCCCUCUUUCUUAAAGACUGUAAUGUCCCCAGUGACACUAUAACUAAAUUUUUAGCUUGGGUAAAUGCAACAUUAGGCUAUGAAAAUCUCAACUUUGAAAAUCUUUGGGAAAUGUUGAGAACUUUUGAGAAGGAAAAUAUGAAGAAUGGUAAAAAACAAUCUACACAGCAAGAGUCCCAACCAGAUAACAAGAUGUGGCGUUCUAUGAAAAAAACAAUUCCAUUUAGAAGUGUAAUGAUAGCGUUGAAGUUUCCAAAAAUAAUGGAAUUUCUUCCAGUUCUUCUGCCUCGACACUUUAAGCAGCUCAUAAGCUCGUGUCCUAACGAGGUGUUGGGAAACAUGGAAGAGAUUUUAGGUACACAUCCAUGGAAGCUUGGAUUUAGUAAAAUCACCUACAGAGAGCUGAAGCUUUUGCAGUGUGAGGCAAGUUGGACAGCAUUUUGUCAGUUUCCGUCUCUCCUCCUCCUGAUGACUGAUGUGCAGAAGAAUGGGCUGAUAGUAUAUUCUAAGCUGAAGCAGCUGUGCAGAGAGCAUGGGCACACAUAUGUGGAAGAACCUGACUUAACUUCUCUGUUGUCAAACCAGAUGUCUUUUUAUGAUGUUUGGGAGUCUCUGAAGUUUUUGAAGGAUAUCAACGUGGUGACCUAUAAGAAGGAAUGUGUCUUUCUGUAUAACCUUUACCAGGCUGAGAAAGGCAUUGCCUCUUCUAUAGGUGACCUGAUGAAGAGGCCUCCGUGGUAUUUUCAUGUCGAUGUGAAAAAGGUGCUUGCGUCUAUUCGUACCAAAAAACCUGAGAAUUCAGGAAGGGGUGAUCCAUUGAACGAAAGUAAACCCGAUGAAACAUUAGAAACUUCUGAGGCCAACACACAGGACAGUGGGGACCAUAUUUGUGAUCAUGGUGAAGAUGAAGGUAAUGCAGAAAUACCUGACGAUCAACUGGACCAGGACCAAGUGGCUGCCUUGGAGAUGGUCUGCUCCAAUGCUGUGACAGUCAUCAGUGGGAAAGGCGGUUGUGGGAAGACCACAAUUGUUAGCCAUCUUUUUAGGCAUAGAGAGCUGUUGGAAAAAAGGGAAGUAAAGAAAGCUUGUGAAGACUUUGAGCAAGACCAGGACGUACCAGAAGAGUGGAUUACCUAUACAGAGCAAAGUCUGCCAAAGGCAGACAAGGGUAUAGAAGUUUUACUUACGGCACCUACAGGGAAAGCUGCUGGCUUACUGAGACAAAAGACUGGUUUUCACGCUUAUACACUGUGUCAGGUCAGUUACAGCUUCUAUUUUUGGAAGAAAACAAUUGACAAGGAGAACAGAGAGAAUAAUAGUCCAUGGAGAUUUUCUUCAGUGAGAGUUCUGGUUGUGGAUGAAGGGAGUUUGGUAUCUGUAGUAAUCUUCAAAUCUGUUUUAAAUUUAUUGUUUGAGCACUCCAAUCUUUCUAAGCUUAUUAUCCUUGGUGAUAUUAGACAGUUACCCAGCAUUGAACCUGGCAACUUACUGCAAGAUCUUUUUGAUACUCUUAAGUCAAGGAAUUGUGCUAUUGAACUAAAGACAAACCAUAGAACAGAAUCUGAGCUAAUUGUGGACAAUGCUACAAGAAUCUCAAAACGCCAAUUUCCAAAAUUUGAUGCGGAGCUGAGUAUCUCAGAUGAUCCAACAAUCCCUGUCUCAGUACAAGAUAAAACGUUUAUUUUUGUGAGACUCCCAGAAGAGGAUGCCAGUUCUCAGUCAUCAAAAAGUAAUCACCACUCUUAUUUAUAUUCUGCUGUUGAAACUUUACUCAAAGAAAAGGACCUAGAGUGUGCAGAAACAUCACAAUUUAUUGCAUUUAGAAGGCAAGACUGUGAUGUCAUCAACGACUGCUGUUGCAAGCACUACACAGGCCUCCGACACAAAGACCAUAAGAAUAGACUUAUAUUUGGAGUUGGCCAUAAAAUUUGUUGUACCAGGAAUGCAUAUCUCUCGGAUUUACUGCCUGAAAAUAACUUCAACAGUCAGAAGAGUAAUGAACUAGAAGAUGGUAUGCCUCAUGGUGCUGCUAAAAAUAAGCAUGACUUUGAAAGUGGUAUUCGACUCUGUAAUGGAGAAAUAUUUUUCAUAAGAAAGGAUAUAACUGAUGUAACUUUUGGAAAGAGAAGAAGAUAUUUGACCAUUGAUAAUAUGGCUGGUUUGGAAGUAACUGUGGAUUUUAAGAAACUAAUGAAAUUUUGUCACAUAAGACAUGCAUGGGCAAGAACCAUUCACACUUUUCAGUACACCGCGGUGACCCGCGGCCGCAGCAGAGUGUACGCCAUUGCAGAAGAGGCUCAUCUCCGGAGCGCAAUUUCCAGGAACAACGUCCGCAGAAAAACUCGUUUAAAACAUUUUCUGCAAGACCAGCUCUCCUCAAGCUCUGAGUCUCCGGCGGAGGGUGCAUCCCCGUCCAAGGGCCCUGAGGACAGAAGAGGCGCCAGCACACCGCCGCCAGCAUCCCCGUUCCCUGCAGCCGCUGACUCGGUGACCGACGAUGGCCAGGCCUCUGCGGCUGCGUUCGAGGCAUUCGCCUGGCCUGGCGGGUGGAGAGGAUUUUUCCCUGGUGAAACGAAUGCAGGCGAUGAUCCAUCCCAACCGCGAGGGUCCAAAAGAACCUGUGCCAUGGCUGAUGAAAGUCCCAGCAAAGUCCGCAUGGUUUCAGCUGUCACCUUUGCACUGGUGAUUUGUCAACCAACAGUCUCAACUGUCCACUGCAUUCCAGGUGUCGGGGACUCCGUGGUAAGUGACAGUCCCCUCUCGCACUCCUGGCCCCGGGUGGGGGCAAAGGCUGUGCUUCCCCGAAUGCUCUUCACACCGAAGGGGAGGGACGAACCGGCUCCCCAGGCUGCAGCUUUGUUCCUGGGAUUGACUUUCUGGGACCACAGCCCAGCAUCUGACUCUUUUUUUCUGCUUUCUCCACUUCAAACAGCAUUCUCCCAGUUACACAGGCCGGACUCACCUUGCCUUCGCCCUCUACCACCAGUUGAUAGAUUUAUUGCAAAAUGUAGCUCUCAGGAAUUUCUUUCAUUCCAUGAGGUCUGGGCAAUUUUAGAGCCUUACUUCAUUUUCUCGGAUGAUUGCUGACCCGCUGCCUCCCCCCUCACUCCCAUCCUCCUAGAACACCCUGCACCUCGUUACCAAAUUCACCCCCUUAAGUGCUCCGCUCUUUCCUGUGUUAAAGCCUUCCACUUAAGUUCCAGACUGUCUAGCUUGGCAUCUGAGACCUUGCACAGUUUGACUCCAGCUCUCGGCAUCAUGUUAUUUCCCACUGCUCUAUUCCUGCGUUAGUCCAGCUAGUCCUCAUUCACUGAAAUGAGCCAAACUUACUCUCAUUUCUUCCUUUUGGCUUUUGCUGUGCGACUUGGUUUGGAUGCCUUAUUCUCUCUGCCUGCCCUCGUUUAGCAUUUGAUGGAAGUUUGGAUCCUCUUCUGGCCACUGACCUAAAUGUGGAGGGAGGAAAACAGCCCCCUCUCUGGCUUUGUUGACGUUACAGUCUACCAGUGGGUCAUAGGCAGUAAAUACAAGAGAAAUAAAAUGUUCAGGUCAAGAAAGAUUCUAUGACGAAAAGAAAGGUAAUGAGGUAGGGAACGCUGGGAGCAGGGGGAAGGCGGCAGGAGGUGCUACUUUGCCAUGGGGGUCAGGUAAGGCCUCACUGAGGAGAGCACAUGUGAGCUGAUCAACCAACAGCCCCGUGGGGCUCAGAGAAGUGCCUCCAGGUGGAGGAUACAGAAGAGGCAAAGUCUGAAGAGGGAACGGCCUUGUUGGAAGGGAAGCGGCUGAUGUGCCGGUGGGUGAGGAGGAGGGUGUGUAGGUGGUGAUGCUGGAGAGAUGGUGGAGCUGUGGGAGGGAGAUGGGGAUGCGCUGGAGCUUUAGCACAGGUGUGACCCUGUGUGUGCUUACAGUCAGCCCGUGUGCUGCUGUGGAGAGUGAACUGUGGAAAGUGCGGUGGGAGCAGGGAGGCCAGUCAGAAGGCUGUCCUAGGGAAGGUGUAGGGAGGAGCAGGGAGGCCAGUCAGAAGGCUGUCCUAGGGAAGGUGUAGGGAGGAGCAGGGAGGCCAGUCAGAAGGCUGUCCUAGGGGAGGUGUAGGGAGGAGCAGGGAGGUGAUGAGAAGCGGAGAGAUGCUGGAUGCAUUCUGCAGAUGGCGUCAACACGACCUGCUGAUUAGAUGUGAGGGGGUAAAACAAAACGUUAUCCAGGCUGGUUUCUGGGUUUCUGGUUGAAGUAACUUGGUGAGUGGCAGGGCCGCUUCCUGGGAUUGCAAGGCCUUGAG